Messenger RNA from Penicillium malachiteum, 1521 nucleotides. RefSeq lists its product as uncharacterized. NCBI's taxonomy places the organism in Eukaryota, Fungi, Ascomycota, Eurotiomycetes, Eurotiales, Aspergillaceae. The transcript has a single exon. The coding region runs from base 1 to 1521 and encodes 506 amino acids. The record is from RefSeq and is a predicted model, not a curated record.
AUGAUCAACACGCAGUCCCAAACAUUGGAAGCCUGUUGCGCAGAGUACGAACGAAGAUAUGGACGAAAGCCUCCUCCACACUUUGAUACCUGGUUCCAAGUAGCCCAGGAACAAGGAUUUUUGUUAGUUGACGAGUUUGAUUCCAUGAUGGCAACUAUGGAGCCAUUGUGGGGCGUGGCACCUUCUGAUAUCCGAGCUCGAGUUGAGAACGUCAUCGAAGCAAGUCAGGGACAAGGCAUGUAUCGAUUGACGGUUUCUGAAGGUUCGUUCACUAAUAUCGGUAACUGGAUGUCAUCGGUAUUUGGGACUUGGUUCAAGCCCAAUGUUCUUGAAACCUUACCUAACAUGACCCUUGCGAUGAAUACGAUGGAUGAGCCUAAGGUCGUGGUACCCCAUGAUAUGCUCUCUCAUGCCAUGAAAACUGCAAGAAAUCGCCGGAAAGACACACCUUCUCCUGGGAAAAAUCCCGAUCUCGCACAACAUGUCGAUUUCCUGAGUAUUGGAAAGCAGAAUACAUGGGAUGCUUUAUCCGUAUCCUGUGCCCCUGACACUAUGGCGCGAGACUUCUCUCUAGAGGCCAGGAAAUCCCCAUAUCUAACAGAAAUGGGCUUCCUUUCCAAUGUGACACUCAGCAAGGAUGUUUGCCAGUUUCCUGAACUUCAUAAUAUCCAUGCUGGUCUUCGUCACCCAGACUCAAUGACAUUGACCCACGCACUCGUUCCAGUUUUCUCUCAGGCGAAAGCAACCUGCUUCAACGACUUGUUAUACCCAAGUCCGUUCUACGUGGAGAAAAUGCGAAUGGAAGAGUACAAAGAAAAGGAGGACACAGAAUGGGAAGAAAAAAAGAACAUUGUGUACUGGACCGGAUCAAAUACCGGCGGUCGCUCCACGCACGAGAACUGGAGAUCUCUACAACGUCAACGCUUAGCACUAAUGACACUCGAUAAAAACCGGCCUAUCAACCUGCUCAACCGAGUCCAAAAAUUUGGGGGACUUAGCUCAGAAUGGGUGUCUAUCAAUUCAACUAUUGCAUCGAUAUCCAACAACACGCGGGUCCGAAUCUCAGCCGCUAUCCAGUGCGAAGAAGACGCAUGUGCUGAGCAGAACGAGGAAUUGCAAAUUCAAACUGGUGAGCGAGAUGAGAUUAGUGCAGGCUAUGAGGCCCGGUAUAAUCUCGACAUUGAUGGAAAUGGUCUCAGCGGACGCUUCUAUCGUCUCCUUAUGUCUAAAUCAGCCGUUUUGAAACAGACUCUCUACCAGGAGUGGCAUGAUGACUGGUUGAUUCCAUGGGUGCAUUACGUACCACUCAGUAUGGAUUUGAGGGAUUUCCCUGAGAUUGUUCGUUACUUGACUCAGGAGCCCGAAGGAGAGGCACUGGGGCAGAAGGUUGCUCAGAACAGUUAUGAGUGGUCGCGUCGUGUGCUUCGCAGUGAGGAUAUGAAACUCGUUUGGUGGAGGCUUAUGCUGGAGUAUGGGAGACUUUUUAACGACGAUCGGGAUGAGAUGUACUAUCGGGUUUAG